AUGUCUUCUCAUACUCGAGGGGACACACAACGGAGUGAAGGCGUAGCAAAGGAGAAACGAAAACCCGUCCGCCGCGAUCCGGAGAAGAGACGGCAACAGAAUAUCAAGGCCCAAAAGCGAUAUAGAGAAAAGCUUCGUGAGCGCCUCAGCUAUCUCAAGGCACUCGAAGCCUCACAGCAUGCCUCUUUCAAAGAAACACUAGCUGUGAGAACAGCUAUUCCUCAAGUGAAUAUAUCUGAAGAAACCUCAAUUGCACCGUUCUACAUCACAACAGAAAACCCAUCAAUUUAUGAGACUUCAGAUAUACAUGCCCCCAGUCAAUCCUCAGGGACCCAGGAUUUCCAAGAUAUUGUCCCACAUUUUGAGGAUACCUGGUCAGCAUUAAGCACAUGGGACCCCACAGCAACUAUACCACAGUUCGAUGGGACCUCUUCAGCGCCAGGCAUAUGGGACUGUACUACCCAGAUGUCACAAUCGGAAAAUAACACACCGCCAUCAUUAAGCCCAUGGGACACCACGACACUCUUUUUACGGUCAUCCAGAUCCCAAUCCACAACAGGCAUAUCAAAACCCACUACCGCAGCCCACGUUAACCCUUCAGUUUUGAUGUGCGAGAAACACAAUGACGGCUCAGACCCAUACUGGACAUCGAACAUAGACUGCGGCUGCCCAAGCCCACAUAUCCAAAUACGAACCCAAGGUCCGGAUCCAUAUACGCUGGGAGGUCUUCGACUUUUGAGUUUCACGCCGACGCAACGUAUAGCAGAUCCAUACGCCAAUGCUCUCCGCCUCGAAACGGUGUGCACCAUCGCAGCCUUGUUCAAUCUAGGGAUGUAUAUUGGCAUUACCGAGGAGAUGAUUUGUGCCGAAGAUUGUCGCUCGCCGUUUUAUCGUUCGGGUGCGACGUCUGAUCAUCUCAUUGAAGCAAACACGAUUGGCAGUGUGAAGAGUAUCUUCAAAGUGCUGAAGCCCGAUCUGAGGCCGAGCAGCGAGCAAAUUACCGUUGAGCAUCAUCCAUAUAUUGAUAUUCUUCCUUUUCCGACGCUGAGGAAAAACAUCAUCAGACACCAGCAUCUGGAUGAAUUCGAUGAGGAUCAGUUCUUCCUCGAUCUUCUGGCUGGCUUGGUAUGUUGGGGAGGUGCAGGUGUGGGGAAGAAGGAUCGUGAUCAGUCCACUGGGUUUGCAUCGACGGGUACACCGUGGGAUGUUCGCAGCUGGGAAGCUAAGGCGUGGUUUUUGAAGAAGUAUUGGACUCUACUAGGCGGAGAAGAUGGAGAGCUUGUCCGACAAAUCAUCGCGAACCAGGAUGAAACCCUGGGGGAAUCGAAAUGGUACUGGAAUUUCGACGGGACAGUCACUGGUGAGACCAAGUCCACAACGUCGUCAACGCACUCCGACAAAUUUGCAGUGUCCUGCAAUGAGUUAUGCGGCCUGCACAUCGAUGUGUAUAAGGACGAUAAAAUGUGGAAUCUCCAAUAUCUCCAGUCAAUAAGUGGCAACAUCAUCUACUUCAAAUUUGCGAUUGAUAUCUUCACCACACGCCCGACAGAACGCGACUCGGCGGCACCACUCAACACCCAGAUGAGCGAAACUCUUCGCGUCUCAGUGAAGUUGUCUGGAACUCUUCUCCUCUCUUGA
This is a messenger RNA of Penicillium antarcticum, 1638 nucleotides long. Its product is annotated as bZIP transcription factor. The transcript is spliced from 5 exons. The record is from RefSeq and is a predicted model, not a curated record. NCBI's taxonomy places the organism in Eukaryota, Fungi, Ascomycota, Eurotiomycetes, Eurotiales, Aspergillaceae. Bases 1 to 1638 code for a protein of 545 amino acids.